CGUCUCUCCAUGCUUCCCUGGUGGGAGGGUCUAAUGCGCAAGGAAAAGACGCAAGUGAGGGACGGAAGGAUUGCAUUUAAGAGAAGUGAGAUGCAGCCACAGUCACAAUUGUGCAGCGGCAAGCAGAAGUAAAAGCUUCAAACAUUGAAUAACAGCAGAAGAAGAAGCGACAUUGUUCCUCUGCGUGUGAAAGAUGUCCAGACUUCAGAGUCUAAAGCAGUAUAUCAACCAGCGGCUCACUGCGGCUGUCGAGGACAUAUUUGAGCACUUUGAAAGAACAAUAACCGAGUAUGAAGAAGAGAUGGACCUCCGACACCGCAAACUGUGCGAGUUGGUUUCAAGACCUGCAAUACACCUACAGACAGAAGCAGAUGUCCAGCAGCUGGUUAAUGAAGACGUUCCCCCUGAGCAGCAGGAAGGCCAGGAAAACCCAGAGCCCCCCCCACACAUAAAACAGGAACAGGAGGAACUCUGGAGCAGUCAGGAGGGAGAGCAGCUUCAAGGGCUGAAUGAAGCAGAUGUCACCAAGUUCACCUUCACUCCUGUCCCUGUGAAGAGUGAGCAUGAUGAAGAGAAACCUCAGUCCUCACAGCCUCAUCAAAGACAAACUGAACACAUGGAAGCAGAAGCUGAUGGAGAGGAAUGUGGAGGACCAGAACCAGCCAGGGACUCAGAUCCAGAGAGACAUUUACUACCAGAGACUGAGGACAAGAAACCAUUUGGAUGUGCAGAGUGUGGGAAAGAUUGGAAAGGAACACAUCUGAAUACACACAUGAGAACUCACACAGGAGAGAAACCAUUCAGCUGCGCGUUCUGUGAGAAAUCCUUUACACAGAGCGGAAGUUUACAGAAACACAUUAGAAUUCACACUGGAGAGAAACCAUACAAUUGCUCAGUAUGCGGUAAAGCUUUCAUUGAAAGUGGAAAUCUGACAAGACACAUGAUAACUCACACAGGAGAGAAACCCUUCAGCUGCUCAGUUUGUGCGAAAACCUACAGAAGCAAGGCUGACCUCAGGAGACACAUGAGAACUCACACAGGAGAGACUCUCUUUAGCUGCUCAUUUUGUAACCGCAAAUUUCCCUGGCGUUAUCAGGUCAAUACACAUAAAUGUGUUGGUCGUCAGUCCUCACAGCUUCAUCAGACUCAGAGUGAGGAGAACUGAGAGGCAGAGCCAGGAGCUGGAGACUCUUCAAGGGUUCACAUAUCCAUGGAAAGUCUGCAAAAUGUUUGAAAUGCUAAAGUUCCAUACCGUUUUCUGUUUAAUUAAUUGUUACAGUAUUCUUUGUUGGAUAACCUUCCAUGCAGUGUAACAUGUUCCAUACAUUACUGAUCAUUUAUUUCAGUAGCUGUUGUCAUGACGUUGCACUAAAAUACUUUGACGAUCAAUGUUUGUUUACCGUCUUUUACAUUUCAUUGUUUUUUCCUCUGCGCUCGUACACAAUCCAUCGCUUUUCUACUGUUGUUUUUAUUGAUUCUCAGUGGAGUGUGAUGCUAUAAAGAAAAUAUUAUUAUUAAAUAUUUGUUUUGGUGAAGAAGCAUACGGACAUGUAUGAGCCUGCAUGUGUACAUAGCCUGCCACCCUUGAAAGCCAGUGCCAGCGUAAUUCACACACUGUCUACAUGUUUGUGUUAGCAUUGUUUUUAGACUUGCAUCCAGAAAUGUGUUAAUAAUCAAAUGCAUUACAAAUAUACUGAUUGUUUGUACUGAUGUAUGCCUUAAAGCAGGGGUCUCCAACCUUUUUUAGGAUGAGAGCUACUUUCAAAAAAUAAAACAAGUCGUGAGCUACUUUUA
Molecule: messenger RNA, 1794 nt
Organism: Trematomus bernacchii (emerald rockcod)
Lineage: Eukaryota; Metazoa; Chordata; Actinopteri; Perciformes; Nototheniidae
Product: zinc finger protein 135-like
Exons: 2
Coding region: 194-1165 (323 amino acids)
Biological process (GO): regulation of transcription by RNA polymerase II
Molecular function (GO): DNA-binding transcription factor activity; RNA polymerase II cis-regulatory region sequence-specific DNA binding
Source: RefSeq, a predicted model, not a curated record